Messenger RNA from Pseudo-nitzschia multistriata, 2291 nucleotides. Lineage: Eukaryota; Bacillariophyta; Bacillariophyceae; Bacillariales; Bacillariaceae. The record is from the annotation of a GenBank genome assembly.
GAUCGCGCCGCCCACAACUCGGUGUCGCGGCUGUCCGAAUCGGUCUCGCUUGACACUGUACCCGGACCCCGAAGCGAUCGUUUUCGUUCUUUCGGGUUGCUGCGAUGGACGAUCCACACGGACAAGACCUUCUGGAAGUCGACGGCCUGUCCCAUGCGGGAGACGAUGCCGAGCCAACGCCCCUGUCGGACCUCCACGCGCACGACCUGAACCUUUCCGUCGGCGGGAACGGACCCGUUGCGGGGGGCGUCGGCGUUGGCGUCGCCGUUGGCGUUGGAGUGGAAGUUCCCGUGGGCGUUUCGGCCACCGGGGCCGAUCCCUACGGCGGCGAAAGCACCGCGGACCGGGACGACCUGCUGCACGCCCACGAUGGCCUGCCGCUGGCCCCGGAUCCGGCGCACGAGCGGAGGAACCGGGACCUGCUGGAGCGGCUGCACCGGCAGUACCACGGGCACCACCCGUACGGCGGCCACGGUCGAAGCCGGUCCGAUUCGUUCGGGGUGGAAGAGGGCGGCGGUGGCGGCAACGACGACGACGGCAACGACGGCAACGACGACGACAGCGACGGCAUCGCGGAAGCGACCGUCCUGGCCCUGCGGCAGGAAGCGGCGGAGAACGCCGGUGGAAUCGCCGGGCACCACCCGGCCGAGCUCGGCGACCCGAUCGUCGACCAGCUCCGACACGAUCCGCACGGGGCCCUCGCUCUGGACCGGGGGCCACCGCCGCCCCCGGUGGACGACCCCCCGGCGGGCCCACGGCUGCCGAUGCACGGGGCGGCCGUGUUUGUUCCGGCGUUACAGCCGCAAAAACAGAGCCUCUGCCGAUCGGUGGACGGCGACGGCAGCAACAGCCGCAGCGGCAACCACGCCCCCCAAACGCGCCAAUCCCCCGGGGAGACCGGCGGGGGCGGCCUCAAGCGCCGGCGGACCGGGAGCCCUUGCACCCGGGGGGACGCCACCGCAACGGGGGGGACGCCCAAGCCCGUCCGCCGCCGGCGGCGGUACAACAACGACUUCAAGGCGGAGGUCCUCGGCCACCUCGGGGAAACCCGCGGGACCGUUUCGGGAGCGGCCCGGAGGUACGGCCUCCCGGAGAACACCGUCCGGGAGUGGACCCGGUCGGGCGUGGCCGGGGCGAUCGACCGGGCCCGGGCCGCCACCACCGAAGGCGGCGGCCUCAAGGCCAACGUGCGCAAGGACCCGAUGCGCAAGCUGAAAGAGGAGCUCGUGGGCUUCUUUGAGUACAACAAGGGCCUGCCGGAGGAGCACCGCCAGCGCGUCUCGACCAAGCUCGUCGCGGCCAAGGUACGCACACACCAACGAAACGCGGGGGGAAACAGACACUUUGUGGUUGUUGUUGUUGUUGUUGUUGUUGGAAUUGUUAUUGUUGUUGUUAUAUUGGAGAGGUGAAGCAACAAGGAUGGGCCGGGACCCGGUGCCAAUCACUGCGCAGUACCGAGGCAGCUUGUAGCAUUGCUCUAGUUCGAUGCAACGAUUCUUUGGUUUCGCAACCGAUCUCAUCUUGCCGUGUUUUCGAUCCGCUCGCAACCCAAACCCGAAACGGCAGGGACUCGAGGUCCGGAACAACCUGCUCCGCAUCCACGAGACCAACCCACUGUUUCUCGACGAGAAGGAACUCAAGGCCCUCGAGGCCUUUCGCGGGAGCGACUCCUGGGCCAAGAAGUUUGCCAAGCGGCAAAACCUGAGGAUGACGGGGGCCCGGGUCCGGGGCCUCUCGGAGGAGGACGUCGCCGGCUACCACCGGUCGCUGAAACAGAUCUCCGUCCGCGUCGGGCAGGCCGGGCCGGGCUUCGAGGAGGCCGCCGCCCUCAUCCAGCGGGCCGCCGAGAAGCUCCUCUGCGCCAGCAUCGUGCACUCGGCAAAGGCCUCCGGCGCCGGCCCAAGGGGGGGGCAAGGGUCCACCGCCGGGCGUUCCCAGCGGCAGCAGCUGCGGCCGCCCGUGCGGGGGGGUGCUUCCGCUUGCCCCGGGCCGCCCGGGCUCUCGCCGCCGGACGGGGCCGGCACCGGCGUUCUCGGGGUCGCCCUGGAUCCGACGGGACCGGUCCCCGGGCAGGGACAGAACCACUGCGUCUCGCCGACAACGACGCCGCCGCCCCCGAUGGCGGAAACCCCCACGAUGCUGUCCGGGGCGUGACCGUGCAUUGUCGAGCCUUCCCGACCGGCCCGGUGACCGAUCGGUGGGUUCCUCGCACACACACCAGGAACCGAGCCACACACACAGGGCGGGUGCCUCGGACGCGAAGCAAACCGGAAUACAACUGUAACAAUACU